ACUUUCUCGCGUUAGUCGUUCGGUUAGUACGCUAGCACGUUGAUUUGCGCGGAGGUAGUACGUCGAAGGACGGCGCAGGGUUAUCGGGAGAACGGCCACUGAGGGCGCGGCGUUCUCACUAUCGUUACGCCCGGCUCCAACGGAAUAACCAAUCGGAGCCGCGGCAACGCCGCCAUUCUAUCGAGUUCGUGGCACGCCCUACAACUUCCUCCAUUGUCCUUCUUUCCGGGAUACUCUGCGAGGAAGGAUGGCUCAGAACAAUUAUUUUGGGUUUACUCACGGCGGAACGCAAUAUGGGGCAACCAGCGCUGCCGCUUAUCAAACCGGCCAAGCGGGAUACGCAGUAACGCCAGCGGCAACCGCCGCUACGUAUACUCAACGCCCGGCUGCCGCGGCGGCUACAGGCUACGAGACUUAUCAAGCAGCUGCAGCUGCAGCAGCUACAGGCACUACUUACGCAGCUGCAAAUCCUGGAACCGUAGCUCAGACAUACGAUUACGGUUACGGCAGAGCUGCUCCCGCAGCUACUUACGACGCCACUAAAACUUAUUAUCAACAACCUGCUGCUGCAGCUGCUACUUAUACCACUACAGAAACACACUAUCAAGCUGCAAAGCCUGCAUACAGUACGACAAGUGCCUACACAGGCACCGCGAGACAAGCUACUACCACAGGACAAGCUAAAACUUAUCAAGCGUCGAGCACAGCUUAUCAACAGUCUAAUCCCACACAAAGUGCUACAUAUUCUUCAGGGUAUACAGCUCCAGCUACUCCAGCGGCUACACCAUCCACUGCGACGAAUAAAACGGCGAGUACAACGUAUUCCGGCUACGACGCAGCGCUUUAUAGCGCUGCGACUAUGUAUGUAGCCCAACAGAGUGCAAACAGCAAUUCGACUAACCAGAAGACUGGAGGUUGGCAGGGCUACGGACGGAAGGGAUUCGGAACUGGAGGGGGAGGGAUGAAGGCAAUGCGGCCAAAGCAGCCUCCCAAGCCUCAGCAACUUCACUAUUGCGAUGUCUGUAAGAUCAGCUGUGCUGGACCUCAAACCUACCGAGAACAUUUGGAAGGACAAAAGCACAAGAAGAAGGAAGCUUCCUUAAAAGUACCUCAACAACCUCCAGCGCGUGGAGCAGGAAAUAGUCUACGUUGCGAAUUGUGCGAUGUUACCUGUACGGGCAAUGAUGCAUACGCGGCCCACAUCAGAGGUGCCAAACAUCAGAAGGUAGUGAAAUUACAUACAAAACUUGGAAAACCAAUCCCAAGUGCCGAUCCUACUGUUUUGAAUCCAAAACCUACAGCAGCGACAAAAACUGCAGGAACUAAGAAGCCUACGGUGACUGCAACUCCUAAAAUUAAUUUCGUUGCCUCUGGCAAUUUAGGUACUGUUAAUCAAAAUCAAACGACUGAAAUAAAAACGGAAGAAGCAGUUACGGAAGAAACUGUUGAAGAAGCAGCUGUAGAUGAAAAAGAUAUUCAACCAGUCGGUCAAGAAUAUAUCGAAGAGAAUAAGUCUGAAGACGGAAAGAUAAUAAGCUUUAACUGCAAACUUUGCGAAUGUCGCUUUAACGAUCCUAAUGCCAAAGAUAUGCACAUGAAGGGAAGGCGCCAUCGAUUUGCUUAUAAGAAGAAGGUUAAUCCUGACCUUGUCGUCGAUAUGAAGCCGAGUUUAAAGCAAAGAAAAAUGUUAGAGGAGAAACUUAGACGACAACAGAUGCGAGAUGAAUAUUUACGACGUAGAGAAGAAAUUAAUCAAUUGGGUCCAAUGGGACCAAUGAUGGACGAAGAAAUGAUAUAUUGGGAAGAACGUCGUCGGUACGAAGAAGAAUGUGAAUAUUACGAAUGGUAUAGACGUUAUGGACGUGGACCAGGUGCUCCUCCAAUUCCAAGACCCUUUCCUGGUCCACCGCCAUUAAUGAUGUUCCCUGGACCACAGAGACGACCAGAUUCGUCCGACGAUAAACAUGUAUUAGCUCAUCAUACAACUAUAUAUCCUAAGGAACAAGAACUGCUGGCAGUUCAAAAGAUUGUUUCGCAUACGGAGAAGGCUUUGAAGUUUGUGUCUGACGCGUUGGCAGAAGCUGGUAAAAAAACGACUACUCCGGUUACUACUACGACUGCUACUCCUACGACUCCGGCACCUGCUAAUACGCAAGUAAUUUCUCCGGAUGCUAUAAAAAAGGAGGAUGGAGAUAAGAAGAAAAUGACGCAACCACAAAAAGAGGAUGGUAGCGAUGGGAACCUUUUUUCAUUCCAAAAGGAGAAAGAAGAUUCGAGAAUAUUACGAGGUGUUAUGCGUGUUGGAAACCUAGCUAAGGGACUGUUGUUGUCAGGUGACAAUCACGUAUGUCUUGUUGUGUUGUGUGCUGAAAAACCUACAAGGACAUUGUUGAACAAGGUCGCAGAAAUUUUACCGGCUCAAUUAAAAAUCGUUGCUCCAGAAGAUACUUACAACGUUGGGAAGCAUCCAGAGUCUGCUGCUCUUACUGUUUCUGGAGGUUCAGUAACAGUCAGUGUAACGCUCACCAGUCCUCUCAUGCGCGAAACGCCUAAAACAGUGGCAACAGCAGAUAAUGCUGGACAGCAGCAACAGGGAGCUGCUCAACCGCAAACCACGCCCGCGACGCCCGCCGUGACGAAACCAGAUCCACCAGAUGUACUUCCCAAGGCUAAGUGUUUGGAGGCUUUAGCUGCACUCAGGCAUGCCAAGUGGUUUCAGGCUAGAGCAACUUCACUGCAGAGCUGUGUAAUGGUCAUUCGCAUAAUGCGCGAUCUUUGUAAUCGUGUACCUACGUGGGGACCUUUGAAUCCAUGGGCACUAGAGUUAUUGACUGAAAAAGUUAUAAGCACGGCUGGAGGACCUCUCAGUCCAGGCGAAGCCUUACGGAGACUUUUGGAAUGUGUAGCUGGAGGGAUAUUACUACCAGGAAGUCCAGGAUUAUCUGAUCCAUGUGAGAAAGAACCGGUAGAUGCGAUAGGUAAUAUGUCGGCUCAACAGAGGGAAGACAUAACAGCUUCGGCGCAGCAUGCACUACGAUUAGUUGCAUUCCGCCAAAUUCAUAAGGUUCUUGGUAUGGAACAACUACCACCACCAAAAUAUAAGGGUAGAUUUGCAAGAAAACGAAGACGAGACAAUAGUAACGGGGAAGGAACGGACAGUGAAGCUUCAAAAAAGGACAAAAAAGCUGAGGAGAUCAAAAUGGAGACUGACUCCAAAUAGAUCUACCAAAACACAUUCGCUUUAUGAAUUUACCCAUAACUUAUAUAAUGUAAGAAAACUUUCCCUCGUGUCAAUUGCUUGUUUAAAAAGAUAUAUUUAUGAAUUAGGAAUGAGACACAUACGAAUAGAAAAUGAAACUUGUAACUGUUGCUAGAACGUAUUUGUUGACUACAACAAAAACAAAAUAAUAAUAAUAAUAACAAUAACAACAGGCAAACGUAUUUUGACAUUACACGAUACAAUUACAUAUAUUAAUAUUUCUUGAACAAUGGCGAUCAUAUUUUCAGAUACAUUGAAAUCUUCCAUCACGACUUGUUUUAUCUUGUUAUGUAUUAAGUAGUUUUACUCGACUAGGUAAUUGUUUGUUUACAAUUAUCACAUGAUUUUUAACUUCAAAAAGACGUAAUAGUUCUUUUUGAUCAGCUAGUUCAAUUCACAUUGUAUAUUUUAUUAUAUCUUGAAUGAUAGUGUUCUUUUGAAGUACGGGUUAUUUCUUUCUCUUGAUGUCUCUAGUAUUCAUUAUAGGUUUUGUUUUCUUUUCUUCGUUAGCUAUUUUAAGUUCUAAGUGUGAACUUUGUAAGCAGCCAUCUUUUUUUUUUAUUUUAUUUAUUUUUUUUUUAAUUCAAUAAGGUUGCCUAUCUCGAUAGAGACAUGUUCACGUUUGUAAUGUGCGACCAUGACCUUCGUAUAUAUCAAAUAAGAUACAAUUUAUUCUCUACGAAACAUCUCCACGAUUAUAGGAUUAUUAUUGAUCUUUCCCAAACAGGCAAUUGGUACGAUUAGCGCCAGUACUAGGUUUUUGUCGAAGGAAAUGAUGGAUGCAUUAGUUUUGAAUACAUAUUAGCUAUGUUUCAAAGUCACAUAGUGUAUGAUGCAAAAAGUUUAAUGUGAAGCAAAAAAAAAAAAGAAAGGAAACGGAGAACGAAAAAAAAGAAAAGAAGAAAUUGAAAUUAAGUGAGAAAUGAAGAUGAACAUUUCUAAGUUUGAUGAUGGUUAAGUGUAGGAAUAGGAUAUGCAAAGAUUUUGUGUGUAUGUUGUGUGUGUAGUCGUACAUAAGUGCAGAACAUUCGGCUGCACCGAUCACUUAUUAGCAGAAGUGCAUACGCCUAUACCGCGUACAUUGACUUACGCAGAAGAUUCCAAGAAUAUAUUUACACAGGUCUAUGGUUAAAAUAGAUUAUCUGGCGUACCACGAACGCGUAUAAAAAAAUUUUCAAUGAACAUUUUGUAGUUCUAUUCAAAAUCUUUUCUUACCGUUUAUUAUCAGAGAAAAUUAAAAAUAUUAUUUUACAGAAAUAAUAUAUUCUUUACCAAUAGUGUAUGGGUCUUCUGUUGUACUUUGAAGUCGUCAUUGAAUAAAUCAACAUACAUGAUACAUGAAUAUAAAAGCUUUCCUUCACUUCUCCACGUACCUAUUAUAUGUGUUUAGAAAUAAUUUUUCAUUAUAUAUUUCGAUAAUUAAAAUAUUCUUUUCAAACGCAUCGCUAUUGCACAUUUAUAUAUAUAUGUAUGUAUAUGAUAUAUAUAUAUAUAUAUAUGAAUGAAUGAAUUAGUGAGGCCACACACACAAUAGCACAGCAGACGUAUGCAGUUUAAGAUAACAAAGGAUUUAUGAUUAAAGUGAAAAAUUUGACUUAUAUUUGACAAUCUGGUAAAUGAUGCAAAAUUGUGACGAAGAUAAAAAUUUUAUCUUUAGAUGAUGUUUUCAAUUAGAAAAUAUAAUAUGGGAUGAGAAAAUAGAGCAAACAUUUCUUGUAUAUACAUAUAUAUAUAUAUAUAUACAUAUAUAUAUAUAAAUAUACUUAGAACUUAUAAACAUUCAGAAGGAUUUAUCUUGAAGGUUUACAUGAAGAAAGAGCAUUUGUCAAUCAACUGUUUUUCCUUAUUAAGAUUUUAUUUUGUUCUUCGGUAUGUCUGUUUAACGAAUUUAAUUGUGUAUAUGUGUUUCAAAACGACACCAAAAUGAACAUGGCACUAUCAUUUCCUAAUUUACAGUAUUAAAAUUUUAAACUUAUUUGUACAUAACCAAUGUUAGUAUCUUUUUUUUUUGCUAAUGUAUUAUCAUCCCAAUAAUAGGAUUGUCAAAUACUUCACUGUGAUGUGACAUAAGAUAAACCAUUGUUUAUCAUGUAUUUCUGUGGAUCACUUAAAUUUUGUACAUAUGCGUUGGAUAAAAAGAGUAACAAGAAAAGGAAAAAGAAAAAAGUUAUAAAUUUAAAUGGUAAGCUUAAGCUCUCUUAGAAAAACGAAGCAAUACAUUCAAAUCGUCAAUCUAUUUAAUCGUAUUACGAUAUAUGAGUAAGAACAAUUUAAUAUUUGCUUUGUUUCUAUUUGAUAGCAAUUUUCAUUUGCAUAUUUCUAUGAAGAAUACGAUUUUUAAUCGCUUCUUUCUGAUUUUUAAAAAUUAUAUUGGGAAAUGAAUCCCACGCUCUAACAAAAUUUAAGUUAGGUACACCAAAAGAACUGAUAAUAACGAAUAUAUUUCUCUUCUCCUUCCUUCUCAUACAGAACACACAACAACAUACAAACAAACAUAGUACAUAGAAAAAAGGGAAAUAAUUCGAGUAUUUACAUGCAAACUUUUUAUAAUUCUCAUAAUAUCUCGAUAAUUCACUUCACAACAUACUUGUGUUUAUUUGUACUUAAUUGUUAAGUAUUCUCAAAAAUUGUACAGUAUUUAGUUCCUCUUUUUUUACCUGACAUAUGCUAAUAUAUGUGGAUUUUAACGAGAAAUUCUUUACGUCUGAUGUAGUUAUGUAAUCGUACACUACGUUUCAAAUCAUUUUUUCGUUUGUAGUUUGUUACAUUACCUAUUAUUCCUGUCGAAUUUGUGAUUUAUUCUCAUUUAAUUUUAAUAAUACAUGUGAAUAACAAAGUGAGACCAAAAGUAUUUGUCCAAUUAUCUAAGGAAAGUUUGAAAUAAUAAUUUCUCAAUAGACAAAAUAACAAUAUAAUUAAUGUUUCAUAAAUUCCAAAUAAUAUUUUAGGUAAGUAUACAAUUAUUUUAAAUAUAUUAUUAUUUAGUAGAAAUUUUUACCAGGUUUUCAAAUAAUAUUUUUGAAAAAUUUCAAUCGAAUUUAUAAUUAAUAAAGAAAUAUUUAAUAAAAAAGAAAAGGAAUAUAUUUAACAUAUAAAUAUUUAACAUACUGUUGAAGUUAUUCUUAUCGUUAAUAUCACAAGAUAAAUUGAGUUAUAUAUAUAUACAUAUAUAUAUAUAUAUGUAUAUAUUUGUGUGUCUAUAUAUAUAUUUGAGUUAUUUUUAAUAUCAAAAGUAUAAAGAAAAAUUAUCUCUGAUAUGAAAAAGAUAUCAUAUCUCUGCAGAUAUGACCGUAGAUAUAAAUCUUUUUUAAUAUAUAAAAUUUUUAAUUAAACGAAAUAAGAUUUCAUUAAAAUAUUGGUUGUUGUUUUGAAAUGCAGUAUGAAAAAAAUAUCAGUAAACGAAAUGUUGCAUCAUAUUUAUGACUAUUGCGAUAUGGCAUGACUUAGCAAAGUUAAUACUAAUAGAUAUUAUCUAUUGUAUUCAUAAUGCUUCUAUAAAUAUCAAUUUUUUCCCUGGUAAUACUAGAAAAUGAUAAACGACUUAUCUGGAAUGAGUCGCAACUUUUGUUUAUGUAUUUCUUCAUAAAUAUUACAAUGAAUUUUGCUGUAGAAUUAAAUAAUAAGGAAAUCAUGUUUUUCUUUAAUUUUUACCAUGUAAAAAGAAAAAAAUAAAAAGAUAUCAAGACGAAGUUAAGAA
This is a messenger RNA of Vespula vulgaris, 6956 nucleotides long. It is a transcript of the gene Zn72D, whose product is annotated as zinc finger RNA-binding protein. Gene Ontology annotation, cellular component: precatalytic spliceosome. The transcript has 11 exons. Gene Ontology annotation, molecular function: zinc ion binding; double-stranded RNA binding; single-stranded RNA binding. Lineage: Eukaryota; Metazoa; Arthropoda; Insecta; Hymenoptera; Vespidae. Bases 248 to 3220 code for a protein of 990 amino acids. The record is from RefSeq and is a predicted model, not a curated record.